AUGAGCAGGCAGGCACCGACGGUGAGAUCUGUGCUGGGACGAAGAGGCUUCAGCUCAGCCUCGGAGAUCUGCGGCCGCAGCUACGCGGCGUCGGCCAGCCAGCCCGCGCGGUGCGGCGCCUACAGCAGCAGGAGCGUCUGCAACCUGGGCGGCAGCAGGAGGAUCUCCUACGCCAACGGGGGCUGCGGCACCGGCUGCUUUGGGGACAUGGGCUUCGGAGGCGUGGGCUACGGGAGCGUCGGAGGAGGGAGGGUGGGCCUGUGCGGCCCCCGGGGGUACAACAUCGUGCGGGGGUACCCCGAGCGCAAGGCCGACGGCAUCCAAGGGAUCUGCAUCGACGAGCGGCUGCUGAAGCCCCUCUGCGUCGGGGUGGACCCGCUGGAACACGAGAUACGCUGCCAGGAGAAGGAGCAGAUCAAGACCCUCAACACGCAGUUUGCCUGUUUCAUCGACAAGGUCCGAUUCCUGGAACAGCAGAACAAAGUGCUGGAGACCAAGUGGGGCCUCCUGCAGCAAUACGUGCUGCCAAAAAAAGGGAAAAACCUGGAACUCUACUUUGAGAAUUACAUCUGUGACCUGCGGAAGCGCCUGGACUGUUUGCUCUGUGAGAAGCAGAAACUGGGCAGUGAAGAAUGUGCCACAAGCCAGCUGGUGGAGGAGUUCAAGUGCAAGUAUGAAGAGGAAAUCAACAGGCGCACAACUGUGGAGAAUGAGUUUGUGGCACUCAAAAAGGAUGCAGACUGUAUCUUCCUGAACAAGGAAGAGCUGGAGGUGAAGGUAGAUCUGCUAAGGAGGCAGCUGGAGCUGCUGAAAUGUGUGUUUGAGGAGGAAAGGGCCCAGGUUGAUCGCCAGCUCUGUGACACCUCUGUCAUCGUCAAGAUGGACAACAACCGAGACCUGGACAUGGAAAGCAUCAUCAAGAACGUUGAGUGCUGGUACCAGGAGAUUGCCCAGAAGAGCAAAGAAGAAGUCGAUGCUUUCUACCAGACCAGGUUUCAGGAGCUGCAGGAUAAGAGAGGGAAAUACUGCCAUGACCUGCAGAGCAACAAGUGUGAGAUUUCAGAGCUGACCCGGAUGAUCCAGAAGCUGCAGUGUGAGCUGGAGAGCGUCAAGAAGCAGGUCUCCUGCCUGCAAACCUCCAUUUGUGACGUUGAGCAGCGUGGGGAUUGUGCCCUCAAAGAUGCCCGGGAAAAGCACGUUGAGCUGCAGAACGCUCUGCAAAAGGCCAAGGACGAGCUGGCCUGCAUGCUGCGGGACUACCAGGAGCUGCUCAACGUCAAGCUGGCUCUGGACAUCGAGAUUGCCACCUACAAGACUCUGCUGGAGGGUGAAGAGAGCAGGAUAUGUGUGGGGAACCCUGUGAGCGUGUCUGUGGUCAGCAGCGGCUACAACAUCCCCGAGGACUGCGGGAUGAUGGUCAGCGGGGCGGCCGCCUGCGGCUACGGCUCGCUGGGCCGGCGGGCCGGGCGGCACAGCUCCCAGGGCGGCGGCUUCAGCUCCCGCAGCGCCGGCGUCCACCCCAAGCGGGUGCUCAGCUCGGUGGCCAAGCAGUGCAUCCCGGAGGUGUUCUGCCCGGCCGGCGCGGCCGGCUGCAAGGCCGGGGCCUUCAGCUCCCGCAGCGGCGGGUACCCGGCCCCCCCUGUCAUCCGGCAGCUGGCGGGGCCCCCCGUCGUCGUGUCCAGCAGCCCCGAGGUCGUGGGCUGCAACAACGGCGUGGUGGGGAAUUUUGGGGUGGUCAGAGACCCCUGCGUGGUCCCGUAGCACCCCGGCGCUCCCGGACGUGCCAGCCCUGUGCCGAGAGCGUGCAGGGCCGUUCCUCUGCCCCUUAGCCGCAGCAUUUGUCACCCAACCCGCUCCCACAUUUGUUAGCCCUGGAUUUAUCCCCCCAAACUGUGUUUGAGAGUCCCCGAGCCUAAAUACCCCUCUAGAAACUUCUGCAGGUGCUCAGCACAGCGUGAUUUCUGAAUCCUCACUUAAGGUUAUCGCAGCUUUAAGGGUUUAUUUGUUGCGCUGCUUCUCCCUCUGUCUUUUCCCAUAACGAGCUGAUUAAUUAACAAUAUUCCCCACUCCAAGCUCCCUC
Ficedula albicollis (Collared flycatcher) is the source of this 2080-nucleotide messenger RNA. RefSeq names its product keratin, type II cytoskeletal-like. The coding region runs from base 1 to 1761 and encodes 586 amino acids. The record is from RefSeq and is a predicted model, not a curated record. Gene Ontology annotation, biological process: keratinization; intermediate filament organization. Gene Ontology annotation, cellular component: keratin filament. The transcript has 11 exons. Gene Ontology annotation, molecular function: structural constituent of skin epidermis. NCBI's taxonomy places the organism in Eukaryota, Metazoa, Chordata, Aves, Passeriformes, Muscicapidae.